AUGCCUCGUCAUGUUGGGGUAGUUGAUCCUCCGCCGGGAGUCAUAGCCGACUUCGAUUACUCGAAUCCAUGGCUUUACAAGGUCAACAUGACCCUGAUCGGCGUCGGAUUGGUCUUAAGCUUUUUAUUGCUCGUCCUUCGGAUAUAUACCAAAACGAAAAUAUUGCGCAAGUUCGGAUGGGAAGAUGCAUUUAUUGUGCUCGCCUGGCGAUUCUCAUCAGAUGGAUACCUAUAUAGCGGUGUUGGGGUUCAUAUGUGGAAUGUCACCGAGGAGAUGUUUGCGACAUACCAGAAGGUCAUCCUCGCUGCCGCCGUCGUAUACGUCCCCGCGCUCGCCUUUGCGAAAAUGAGUCUCAUCUUCCUCUACCGUCGAAUCAUGGAAAAGCAGGAGGCUUACAACUGGGCACUGAACAUUAUAUCUGCUAUCGUAUGUGGUUACAGCCUUGCCCUUGUAUUUGCAUUGAUCUUCGCAUGCAAUCCCAUUGCGAUGAGCUGGGAUUUGAGCAUCACAGAGGGGACUUGCAUCAGUCGCCAAGGGUUGUAUAUCGCAACGGCCGUGACAAACAUCGUCACCGAUUUAGCAUUGAUCUUACUCCCAAUCCCUCUGGUUGUUGGACUUCAGAUGCCAGGAAUCCAAAAGUGCUAUCUGAUCGUCGUCUUCGGUGUUGGUUGCGCAACCGUCGUGACCAGCAUACUCCGUCUAGCAACAUUAGUUCCCUUCCUUACUGCCUCGGAUGUCACCUACGAGUUGGCCUGGCCACAGCUCUGGAUUAACGUGGAAGCAAAUCUUAUCAUUAUCUGUCCUUGUCUGCCGUCACUACGGCAAUUUUUGAGACAUCACGCCCCAGGAUGGUUAGGCGAGGCAGGCAGCAAUGCACGUCGCUACUUCACGCAUUCGGGCAGUGCUUCUCGCAACCGAUUCAAGUCAUCGGGGUCUCGUCAACCGGAUGAGAUCGCACUCACAGAAAACGGCGGCAGUCUCGAUAGCCGCUCCCGUAUUGUCAAAGAAGUCGCAUGGAAUGUGACGGAGGAGCGGUUGGAUGAAGACUCCGAUGGUCAUGUCAAGGGAAAGCCUGCCAAUUCCUUUGGAUAUCAAUCUUGA
Molecule: messenger RNA, 1101 nt
Organism: Penicillium concentricum
Lineage: Eukaryota; Fungi; Ascomycota; Eurotiomycetes; Eurotiales; Aspergillaceae
Exons: 6
Coding region: 1-1101 (366 amino acids)
Source: RefSeq, a predicted model, not a curated record